Molecule: messenger RNA, 2704 nt
Organism: Mesocricetus auratus (golden hamster)
Lineage: Eukaryota; Metazoa; Chordata; Mammalia; Rodentia; Cricetidae
Exons: 3
Coding region: 1-687 (228 amino acids)
Source: RefSeq, a predicted model, not a curated record
AUGACUGCAGAUAGUUGUGUUUCUCAAAGCUUGUCCCCAGUAGUAGAAAAGACAGUCAUUGUCCUGAACACUGAUGAUGAAAGGCACCACGAAAUAAAUACUACAAGGACACAAUGGCCCAAGGAGGAGACCUGUCAAGUCCGUGAACAGAGCGACUGUGCGGCGCGCACACGGCGCUCGCACCCGGGAGGCCGGGUGCCCCGUGGCCCGGAGGCGGCGGCGGGGGCGGAGGCUGCGGCCGGAUGCCCAGGAGCGCACGGCGCCAGCCCGGGUAGGCGGUGGACAGCGCGGGGCGGCGGCGCGGGGCCGGCCAGGAGCUGUGGCGCACUCGCUUUUCCCCACCCCCGCCCGGUGGCUGGGCGCUGGCGCGGUUCCCUCGCCGUCCCGCGGCCGCUGGAAAUAGAGCCGGGAUGUUGUUUACAUGACGGAUCCGGCGGGAGGAGUCUGCGAGGAGGAGGCGGAGAGAGGAAGAGAGGAGUCCCCGCGGUGGCGGCGGCGGCGGCGGCGGGCCGGGGUGCGGGCGAGCCCCGCGCGGUCCCCGAAGCCAGGACGCGGGAACCUAGGGCCUUCACUCCACCGGCACCUUUGGAGGGAGGGCCGCCCCUGCCCGACAUGGUGACUGACAGGCUGCCCUGGCUCAGUUAUCACAGUGCUGAUGCUGUCCAUUCUAAAGGUACAGUACUGUGAUAACUGAAGGAUGGCAGCCAUCUUGCCUUCUUCCUUCCAAGAAGUCUCGUCACGGAAGGCGGAAGAGGAAUGGGAAGUGGCACGCCGGGGCAGGACCGGACACUUCACGGCGUUCCUGCGUUUACCUCUUCUAGGCUCCAGUCGGUAAUGGGCAAUAAAUAAAGUACUAGUUUGCCUGGGGCGUGAAUACUCUUGUGCUGGGUCUUUGGGAGAUGGAUACGAGGGAAGUCCUGAGGACAAGUCAGUAUAUCGAGAGUGGUAUUGAGGAAAUGAAGAGGGUAGCUUGUUUGACAGCUUUGCACUUAGCCCUGCACUGUUAGAUGUUCAAAGUUAGACAGGGAGAAGAUUAGGGUUAGGUGUCAAACUAUCGAUUAUCACAUCAAUGAAAUUCUAUCCACACUUUAGGAAUGCACAGUGAUGUGACUCCCUUCCCCCCCAAAAAAUCACUAUGGGAUAUCUCCUCUACAUGAAAAUUACUUUAUUCUAUGAAGUAACUAAGGACAGCAGCACAAGUCAGCUCCAGGGAUAUGAAGUUAGAUAGCAGCCAGUGCCAUGGUUGUGUGGAAGUGUAGAGCCUUAAGAGAGCAUGUGUUUUCUGUCCUCAUCACCUAAAAUUUACCAUGGCUGGGGGCUCUGAAGAUGGCUGUGCCGCUAAUGUGCAUGUGCAGGCAUGAGGACCUGAGUUUGGGCCCCAGUGCCCGUCUAGAAAUCCUGACAUGCUAAGCAUGCAUUUGUAAUCCCCAUGCUGGAAGGCAGAGACAGACAGAUCCCUGGGGUUUCCUUUCCUGGCUAGCCAACCUCACUGAAUCCACAAGUCAUAGUGAGAAACUUCAAAAAAAAAAAAAGAAAGAAAAAGAAAAGAAAAAAAGAUAUCGAGGUGGACAGUUUUCUGAGGAGGAACUCUUGAGGUUUACCUCUGGCUUCUCCAUGUACACUCAAGUCAAGUGUGUAGACAUGCAGGAACUAUAAUUGGAAUAGGGGGAAGGGUUCUUAGAGAUCCCAGGGUUUAUCACAUUCUGUCAGUCACCCCUUUUCCCAAGGACCCUGGAUAUGACAAAUCAGUGAGUACCACAGUUGGUGACAUUGUUGGGUCACAGUUCACUGCAGGGCCCAGGUAAUCACAUGCAAUGUGUUUUUAGGCUCCCAGCUUAAACAGAGUCCUAUUCUCUCUUCACAGGCUAAUGUGUGUGCCUGGGAACCUUACUCCCUGUGGCUGGCUGAGGAGUGAAGGAACUCAAGCAAUGACUUAUGGGGUCAGGCCCCAAGAGAACUUACCUACAACAAGGGCCCACACGGGCCAGGGCGGGCAAAACCACGUGACUUGUAGCAUAUGCUGAACCUUAGGAAUGGACAUUGUCACUUAGUGUCUUAGACCAUCUCCCUACUAGGACAGGACAGAAUGAAGAAAACCAGACACUGGGAGCCUUCACCGUCUCUCUGCUGGCUUGGUUUCUUUCUUCUUUUCCUUCUCCACCCUAAAGGGAGCCGAGCCAGCAGUGACUUGGGUCACACCUGCUUGGUCAGAAACACACUGACUGUGUUUACAGCCCAGUACUUUCAGUGUCUUCACACUCACAAUUUCUCAUAAACCCGAGCUAGGCUGCUCUUCAUCAGUUACAGAGAGGGAGGGCCGCUCUUGAAAUUCCUUGGAAAGGAACUUUUGACAGAAACCCUGAAAGAACUCAAGGGAGCAUUUUGGGAUUGGUGAGUCUUCAAGUAAUUUGAAACACUCAAGUUUCAUUGUUUUAGCAGGUGGAAAAAAGGCUUGAAGAAGGACCGCUUGGCUUUCGUGUGGAUUUCACCACCUUCUUGACCUUCCUGUUUUUCCUCUUACUGGCUUUACAAAAAUCCAUCAGGUUUCUUACUUGCCCGAGCUUGACCUCAGAAGCCACACUCGUGUGCAUGGGUCAUUGAAGUUGUCUUGUUCCUUUUACUGUUGCUGUAAUAAAAUGCCCUAACAAAAGCAAAUCCAGGGAGAAAGGGGUUACUUAUAUUAUUAAAGAUGUAUUUACUUUUA